AUGACGAGGCAGAAUACUCGCGCAGCAACUCACCAGGCAGCCCGAAAGCGGCUCGCGGGCGCCUGCAAGGCCUGCCAUGAUCGAAAAGUGAGGUGCAGUCUGGCAAAGUCUGGCCCACCCUGCACAAACUGCUCGCUGGAUGAGGUUGAGUGCGAGCUCCGAGCUCGCAAGUCGCAGAAGUGCGUAUCUCUCGAUGGCGUACCAAAAGACCGAGGUGACGCCCAUGCCACUCCUCCCGACUCGGUGUCCCACAGCGAGAAUGCGAGUGAAUCGAGUUCCAGUCAUUUCCGGCCAUUCAGGUCGCACUUCAGCCACUUCGAAGAAGACGAUGCGCUGAACGCGGACGCGCUUCUAGCCGACACUCCCAUGUAUGCUGACCCCAAGGGCGUUUGUGCCAUUGCAAACAUUUGCGAGCCCGACGGAGCAGAGAAGAGUGGUCACUUCCUCCUUCCGAAUGGCAUAGUCUCCCUUCUGGAUCCUGAUGAUCUCGAAUACCUGCAACGCAAGGGUGUCUUCGUAUUCCCUGAACCCCAGGUGCGCGAUGACUUGAUUCGAACAUACUUCCAUUAUGUCCACCCAUUCCUCCCAAUUCUCGACGCUCAAGACAUCCUCUCCCAUCAUGAAAGCGCCGCACUGGAUAAGAUUGGACCUCAUCUUUUAUGGUCCAUGUACCUCGCAGCAUGCAACUUCGUAGAGGAGGAUGUCGUUCGGAGGGCUGGAUUUCCAACCAGAAAGAAAAUGAAACGGUCAAUCUAUCGCAAAGCAAAGGUUCUCUACGACAUGCAAUACGAGAGAGAUAGAACAAAGCUGAUACAGGCGGUGCUGUUGAUGAGUUUCUGUUCUUCUGACACGGAAGAUAAAACAGGCCCCUGGCACUGGAUCGGAGUCGCUAUCAGUCUCUGCCAGACGGCAGGCCUACAUCGAAACCCCGACUCAGCGGCGAGCCACAUCCCGCAGCAGCACCAAAGACUCUGGCGCCUCAUCUGGUGGUCAUGUGUUCAUCAGGAUGUAUGGUUCUCGGUUGGCAUGGGCAGACCGAUGCGUAUCAAUUUGGAUGACUGCGACACUCAACUGCCAGCCACCGGUGAUUUCUAUGCCGCGAUUGCAGGUAUUUCGGAUACGCUUCGUGAGAAUUAUCUGCCGUCUGCCAUGGGUGACCUAUCACAGCUCUUUCUCGAGUUAAUAAGACUUGGCAUCGCCCAAGCCAACAUAUUGUCAAAACAUUAUCGUAUUCGCCAGAUACAACCGAAUUCAGCCGACGUCGCGGGCAUUGAGCAGCGAAUAUCAGCAAUACAUGACAAAGUGAGCUGUUUCAGAUACUCCGAAGACCGCACGGUUUGCUAUCACGCCUACCACUUGGAACUUUUCUUGCAAUCAGUUCGAAUCGUCUUGUACCGGCCGUACGUUCAGAGCUUAUGCCAGAAAACUCCUCCCAGCAUUUCCCAGGAAUUGGGCUUGUUGAUGGAGCGGAAAGCCAAGACGGCAGCGGCAGGAUUCAACCAAACACUCGAGGCCCUUAUAAAUGCAGAUAUGAUCUCGACGUGCCAGGGACCUGUUUGCAUUGCGCUGGUGCCACCGAUGCAAGUUCAUCUCCUGAAUUCAACAUCGGUAAAACCACUUGUAGCGACCAUGGGACGACACAGCCUUGACAUAUGUAUGCUCGUCGCCGAUGAGCUCCGCAAGACAUACUUCGGAGCAGAACUUGUCUACAGGCUAUUCUCCCUGGCCAAGACACAGAUAAAUAAUGGCAAGAGGAGGCAACUAUCAACUAAUGAUUCCCAAGCAGCUAGCAACACCAACCUCCAGAAUUCGAUGCCACACUUAUUACAUGGUACAAGGGAAAGAAUAGACGCUAUAACGAAUCAAGACUCUACCUUUGCCGGCUUUGAAGGUAUUCUUGAAGGAUAUGACUUUGCCCUGGUAGGCUCGAAUUUCGACUUUACGGCCCCAAUAAUAUCUGGUGAUAAUACUUCUUUAAGUCAGUUCAGUAAAUGGUACCCGGAUUUACCUGUUGAGGACUGCUUUUAGGGGAACGACAUGGACUGAAUAGUUCGCCUGAC
Ilyonectria robusta is the source of this 2060-nucleotide messenger RNA. Its product is annotated as fungal-specific transcription factor domain-containing protein. Gene Ontology annotation, biological process: regulation of DNA-templated transcription; DNA-templated transcription. The record is from RefSeq and is a predicted model, not a curated record. Lineage: Eukaryota; Fungi; Ascomycota; Sordariomycetes; Hypocreales; Nectriaceae. Gene Ontology annotation, molecular function: DNA-binding transcription factor activity, RNA polymerase II-specific; zinc ion binding; DNA binding. Bases 1 to 2028 code for a protein of 675 amino acids. The transcript is spliced from 8 exons.